Tachyglossus aculeatus (Australian echidna) is the source of this 1571-nucleotide messenger RNA. It is a transcript of the gene TMEM269, whose product is annotated as transmembrane protein 269. The transcript has 7 exons. Gene Ontology annotation, molecular function: phosphotransferase activity, for other substituted phosphate groups. The record is from RefSeq and is a predicted model, not a curated record. Gene Ontology annotation, biological process: phospholipid biosynthetic process. Gene Ontology annotation, cellular component: membrane. NCBI's taxonomy places the organism in Eukaryota, Metazoa, Chordata, Mammalia, Monotremata, Tachyglossidae. The coding region runs from base 591 to 1307 and encodes 238 amino acids.
GAAGAGAGACAGUUGGACCCUUCUACUCGUACCCUAUCAAUCAAUCAAUCGUAUUUAUUGAGCGCUUACUGUGUGCAGAGCACUGGACUAAGCGCUUGGGAAGUGCCCUAUGCUUGCUACCACUUGUCUUGCUCAGAUCUGUUUACUUUUUCUUGCCGAUUUCCCCCUUUCCCUCGAUUCUAGAAUACCAUUAUGUGAUCACUCCCACCGAGGCAUCUGUUCGCCUCUAGAUCACUGAUUUAUUGUUAAUAAAGUCCAAUCAAGAAGGGCAGCCGCUCAGCUGUUUCCUAGGAGACGGUCCCCAACGCCCUGUGCCAUCACAAUCCCAAAUGACGAGGCCAAACAAUGGACCGCCGGAAAGCAACGGCAGCAAGAUGGACUUGCCUUGUGAGCGGCCCACGGGAGAGGGAGGCUUGCCCCGAACGUACCAUCUGGGAAGAUUGAUACUCGGAAGAAGAAUUGGAAACUGAGUCAGCUACAACACCAGCUCAGCGAGGAACCAUCUGUGGGCAUAGUGUGGAAAAGACUUUUGGACGUUUAUCAGAUGAACCGCGGCAGAAGGUCCCAGGAAUCACCCGAACCCUGCGGAGAUGUGGAUGGUGGCAACAAGUCCUGACCCAGGUUUGUGCAUCAGGCAGCUCUUCGGGAACAACCAGUCCCGCUUCGCCAGGUUUGCGAGGAAAAAUGUGGCCAAUAUCCUGUCGCUUGCUAAUAUGAUCACGGGCCUCUCCUCCAUCUUCUUCAGCUUCAAUGGAAAAUGCCAGGGGGCCUGUUGGCUGCUCCUGCUUGGCUUCCUGCUGGAUCUGGCCGACGGGGCCGUGGCUCGGCAGCUCAACACCUGUUCCACCCUGGGAGCCAAAAUGGAUGACUUUGCGGACUUUACCACCUUCGGCGUCGCCACGGCCCUCCUCUUUCAGGUGGACGGGCUCCUCAGCGGGCUUCUGGCCGCCUCCUACGUCCUGGCCGUGUUUCUCCGCCUCUGUUUCUAUUCAACUGGAAUUCCCUUCACCUACCGGGGACUGCCCUGCCCCUACGCCGGCUCCUUCUUGGCCUCCAUCUCCCUCCUGACGGGCAGCAACGCGGUCAUCUUACGCAGCCUGGCCCUGCUCAUGAUGCUCUUCAUGGUCGACCAGAGUUAUUACCCCCACGAUAAGGUCCUGGAGUCACAGAGGUGGAAGAAAGCGGUCUUUGCAGGGGGGCUUUUCAUGCUGAUCUGGUCUUCCUUGGACGCGGCUUCCUUCUAUUUCCUGACCUGGGCCACUUCCUACAUCAUCUUCCCGACAGCUCUGUGGGGUAGGACUGCUUAAAGGAGGAUCCGGGAUUAGGGUGGCUGGACGGCCCCGGGCGGAACCGCAACACGCCCGACCCUCACUAGAUCUCUGGCCGUCGCCCCGCUCCAAUCAAUCAAAUACGAUUGAUGAUGACGAGCGGCCUUCGGGUUGUUCCCGUAAUCGUGAAUCCGAGCAGCCCACGGGUCGGGAAUAGCGGCUAUUCCCGUUACCGUCCGCAGGCCUUCUGCGUGCCCGUCCUUCAGGCCACCCUCUCGAAAGCAAUAAAGAACCGUGCUGGCA